ACUAUGGUGACUAUUAUAUCGCUUGUUCAUGAAGUUCACCUUCAUUGCGUGAACAAUGUUUCUAACCAGACUGUACUUGAUUACACUUUAAAACCAGGUGUGUUAUCUGAUGUGAAUAAUUUGACACUUGAUUUCACUCUCAAUGACACCCUGCAGAUGAACUGGUCUCAGCCUUCCAACAUGUGUCAAUGUGAUAGAAACGAAUCAUGCGAUAUUGCUUAUAAAGUCUCUUUUGAUGAGGAUCCCAAAGGAUCAAAGCACAUGGCUCAUUGUCCUUAUGAUAAACUCCCUCAUGUCAGCAAGUUUGAUGCACUGAAAUCUCAGAGUCAAAGACGUGUACCUGUUGCUACCUUGAAUACCUCCAGUGAUACAUUUUGUCCUCGUGUGAGCAAGUUUGAUGUCAACAAAGAAGUAAUUAUGGUUAAAAGAUAUGUACCUACUGUUACUUUGAGUACCACCUCCAAUGAUAUUCCUAGUUCUCCUCAAAGCGAGAAUUUUUUCAUAUUCAUAUUUGUGUUUAGUGUGCUUUUGGGGCUAGUCUGUUCUCUUUUCUGUCAUAAGAUUUGCAUACGCUGUAUAAAGGCUUGCUGGUUAACCUGUUGUAGGCCAUUGUACCGUUUUAUAAUGAAGAAGAGAAAUGUAGCAGAGCCUCUACUUCCAAUGCUUGAUACAACUGAUUAUCCAUAUGCCUUCACAGAACUUGUUGUUAUACCCAUGUAUGACAAUGGUCAGCUACUUGAUGGUAAAUAAAUCAA
Amphimedon queenslandica is the source of this 755-nucleotide messenger RNA. RefSeq lists its product as uncharacterized. Bases 4 to 750 code for a protein of 248 amino acids. The transcript is spliced from 3 exons. The record is from RefSeq and is a predicted model, not a curated record. Lineage: Eukaryota; Metazoa; Porifera; Demospongiae; Haplosclerida; Niphatidae.